Messenger RNA from Priceomyces carsonii, 3999 nucleotides. RefSeq lists its product as uncharacterized. Gene Ontology annotation, biological process: transmembrane transport. Gene Ontology annotation, cellular component: plasma membrane. The record is from RefSeq and is a predicted model, not a curated record. The transcript has a single exon. The coding region runs from base 1 to 3999 and encodes 1332 amino acids. Gene Ontology annotation, molecular function: ATP hydrolysis activity; ABC-type xenobiotic transporter activity; ATP binding. Lineage: Eukaryota; Fungi; Ascomycota; Pichiomycetes; Serinales; Debaryomycetaceae.
AUGACUAAAGAUGAUGAAGCUGAUCAGCUAAAGAAACAAAAACGUAUGUUUUCGUUUCUCCUACUGAAGAAAGUUCCUCCAGUACCAUUGCAGGAUGAAAGAAGACCCUUUCCAGAAAGCCGUGCCAACAUAUUAUCCAAAAUCUUCUUCUGGUGGAUUAAUCCCAUAUUGAAAGUAGGUUAUUUGCGUACAUUAGAACCCGAAGAUCUCUUUCUGUUGACAGAAGACAUUACGGUUCAAUCAAUGUACUUGAAAUAUAAAGGUCUGGUUGCACAACUUCAACAUAAAUUCAACGGCAAGCUUUCCAUUACAAAUGUUUAUAUUUUAUCAAUCAUUGACACAUUCAAGCUUGAAUAUGGGUUGGCAUUUACAUACUUAGCUAUAGCGAGUUCAGCAGCUUCAUUAAACCCCCUUCUUUCUAGGCAUUUGAUUGAGUUUGUUGAACUGAGAACAGGGGGAGCUGAAAAAUCUGCGGGCAAAGGGGUUGGUUACGCUAUAGGAACAGCAGUCAUGAUAUUUAUAACAGGGAUAUUACAGAACCAUAGUUUUCAGAAAAGUAUGACUGUUGGGGCAAAAGCAAGAGCUGUUUUGAUUAAGGAUAUCGCUGAAAAAUCUUUCCGAUUGAGUGAGUCUUCAAAACACUUGUACCCAACUGGUAAGAUAAUGUCAAUGAUAGGAACUGAUAUCUCAAGAAUAGAUUCUGCAUUAGGCUUCUUUAAUAAUUUGGCUACAUUUCCUAUUACAUUUGUCAUAGCAUUGGUCAUUCUUCUCGUUAACAUAGGUGUUUCGGCACUUGUUGGCAUUGCACUAAUGAUUUGCUUUUUAGUAUUUCUAUUUAUCUGUACCAAAAAGAUGGUCAAGUUUAGAAGAAUUGCUAAUAUUUUUACAGACAAAAGGAUUGGUUACAUCCAAGAAGUAUUGAACAAUUUAAGAAUGAUCAAAUACUACUCUUGGGAAGAUCCGUAUUUCAAUGAAAUAGAAACCGCACGAAAGAAAGAGAUGCACAAUGUCCUUAAGGUUCAAGCCCUAAGGAAUUUCGUAAUGGCAGGAGCCUUGUCAUUUUCCAAUAUCGUUUCAAUGGUCUCCUUUCUUGUGUUGUAUGCAAUCUCUGAUGUAGGUAAUAUUUCCGGUAUUUUUGCUUCACUCUCUUUGUUCAAUCUUUUAGCUCAACAAAUUUAUAUUCUCCCAGUCGUUCUGUCCGCCUCUGCUGAUGCAUACUUGGGAAUUAAAAGAAUUAGCAAGUUUUUAACAUGUGAAGAAAUUGAGCAUAAUGAUGAAAUUCCGACAGUUGUUUCUAGCAAGAGAAGCAGCAAAUCUUCUCUAGACAUGAAGGUUGCAAUUGAAAUUAAAGAUGGCGAAUUUAUGUGGGAAACUUAUGAUGAUACUUUACCUGAAAAUGACGAAUCUAAUGGUUUUACGGGACUACAUCACAUUAAUUUCGAUAUCCGUAAGGGAGAAUUCAUAGUGAUAACGGGGCCAGUUGGAUGUGGAAAGACCACUUUACUUAAUGCCUUUUCGGGUUAUUUGAAAAGUAGUUCUGGCAAAGUCCGCAUUAAUGGUAGUUUACUCUUUUGUGAUCAACCAUGGAUUCAAAAUGCCACAGUCAGAGAGAACAUAACAUUUGGGUCUUCGUUCGAAGAGGAGAAAUAUCGAAAUGUUAUUAGGGCAUGUUGUCUUGAAGAAGAUUUCAAAAACUUCGCAGCAGGGGAUUUAACAGAAAUCGGCGAAAGAGGUAUAACAUUGUCAGGAGGCCAGAAAGCAAGGGUAAACCUAGCUAGAGCUGCGUAUGAAAACAGAGACAUCAUUUUAAUGGAUGAUGUCUUGAGUGCUGUUGAUUCUAGGGUUGGCAGAAUUAUCGUUCAAAAGUGUAUUUUGGAUUAUCUCUCUGACAAAACAAGAGUGCUUGCUACUCACCAAUUAUCAUUAAUAGGUUCUGCUGAUAGGAUAGUAUUCAUUAACAAUGACGGAACUUUAGACGUGGGCUCUUUACAAGUACUCAAAGAGCGGAACAAAGCGUUUUCUCAAUUAAUGACAUUUAAUGAAACAGAGACUACUACUGACACAUCAGAAAACAUAGAAGAUAUAGAAGAAGAAAAUGAUGACGAAGAAGAUGAUGAUGAUGAAAAAGAUGAUGAAAAAGCAACAACGAAUGAGUUACCUAUAAGCAAUAUGGAGGAUUCUAAAAAUGCACAAUUAAUUGGAAAGGAAAAAAGAGGUGUCAACAGGAUUCCAUUUAAAGUCUACAAAAACUUUAUGAAGUUUGGAUCUGGAAAACUUAAUCCUAUGGUGUGGAUACUUGUGUACCUAACUGCCACUCUGUGUGCUGUAUUUUGUCAACUUUUUUCCAACGUUUGGUUGUCAUUUUGGGUUGAUCAAAAAUUCUCUUUAAGGCCGAACAGUUUCUACAUCGGUCUAUACGUGAUGUUUUCACUUCUAACUUGUGUUUUCUUAGUAGCUGAGCUAUUGAGUAUCGUAAGUUUGAAUAACAAAGCAGCCUUGAAGUUUCAUCUUAUGGGCAUUAGAAGAGUUCUUCAUACGCCUAUGCUGUACAUUGAUACGACGCCAAUCGGAAGAAUUCUCAAUCGUUUCUCAAGAGAUACAGAAGUUGUAGAUAAUGAAAUGGGAAACCAGAUGAGAUUGCUGAGCUAUAUUUUAUCAAUGGUGAUUGGAACAUUAAUCAUGUGUAUAAUUUAUCUUCCGUGGUUUGCAAUAUCUGUCCCGUUUUUAGCUUUUGCAUUCAUAUCUAUUUCAAGUUUCUAUCAAGCAUCAUCGAGGGAGAUAAAAAGGUUAGAAUCCGUACAGCGUUCUUACGUGUAUUCUGGUAUUGGGGAACUACUCAAUGGUCGUCACACUUUAAAGAUUUACAAUGUCGAAGAUUUGUUUUUAACGAAGUUAAGCAAAGCGAUCAAUAAUAUGAAUGAAGCUUACUUCCUAACAAUAACUAAUCAAAGAUGGUUAGCGGUUCAACUUACUGUCAUAUCAACCAUAUUCGCACUCAUUAUCUCAUUCUUAUGUGUUUUCUCUGUUUUCAACAUAGGGGCUUCUUCAGUAGGUUUACUUCUUUCUUACGUCAUCCAAAUUUCUAAUCAGCUAAACACAUUGAUGAGAGCAAUUACACAACUCGAGAACCAGAUGAAUUCUGUUGAAAGGCUUAAUGAGUACGCGAUGGAAUUGAUUCAGGAGAACCCAUAUAAAAUUGCACCCAACGAACCACGCACAGAUUGGCCUGAAAAUGGCGCCAUUGAGUUUUCCAAUGUCAGUAUGACAUACAGGACAGGUCUUCCGAUGGUGCUCAAGGACGUCAAUGUAAAUAUCAAACCUAGAGAAAAAAUUGGUAUUUGCGGGAGGACUGGAGCAGGAAAAUCAUCAAUAAUGGUAACCCUUUUUCGUCUUGUUGAGUUAGCAAAGGGUACUAUAUAUAUAGAUGGUAUCGAUAUCUCGAAGAUAGGAUUACAGGAUCUAAGGAUCAAAUUAUCAAUCAUUCCACAAGAUCCAGUUUUAUUUAAAGGUGAUAUACGUCGAAAUUUGGAUCCGUUUGGGCAAAGUAGUGAUGAUAAAUUGUUGAAAGCAUUGAAAGAAGUAAACUUACUCGAUGACGUGGACUCGGCAAAUUCUCUGAGUAAAUUUGACUUAGACUAUAAAGUUGAAGACGAAGGCACAAAUUACUCGCUAGGAGAAAAGCAAUUACUUUCUUUUGCAAGAGCUCUAGUUCGAAACAACAAAAUAUUAAUUUUAGAUGAGGCAACCUCUCUGGUCGACUAUGAAACAGACCUGAUUAUUCAAAAAACCAUUGCUGAAGCAUUCAGUCAAUGUACCAUACUUUGUAUCGCUCAUAGAUUAAACACGAUUUUGAACUAUGAUCGAAUCAUGGUGCUCGAUAAAGGAACUGUAAUAGAGUUUGACACACCAUGGAACUUGUAUUGCAACGAAAACGGUGUUUUCAGAGAUAUGUGUACGAAAGGUAAUAUUGGUACUUCUUCAUUUACACGAAAAGAUUGA